Drosophila ficusphila is the source of this 3217-nucleotide messenger RNA. RefSeq names its product alpha-1,6-mannosyl-glycoprotein 2-beta-N-acetylglucosaminyltransferase (gene Mgat2). Gene Ontology annotation, molecular function: alpha-1,6-mannosylglycoprotein 2-beta-N-acetylglucosaminyltransferase activity. NCBI's taxonomy places the organism in Eukaryota, Metazoa, Arthropoda, Insecta, Diptera, Drosophilidae. The coding region runs from base 611 to 2428 and encodes 605 amino acids. Gene Ontology annotation, biological process: oligosaccharide biosynthetic process; protein N-linked glycosylation. The record is from RefSeq and is a predicted model, not a curated record. Gene Ontology annotation, cellular component: Golgi stack; Golgi membrane. The transcript has 11 exons.
UUUUGAGAUGCGCGCUCUAUGAGAUACAGAUACUCGUUCGUAACGGACGGCCAACCUGAGAUACUCGAUCGCGAGCUUUGUUGUUGGCCAAACGAAAGUGAAAACUGAAUACACAAAUUUACAUAAAGCGGAAGAAAAAACAAAACCGGGAAAUGUGAAAAAUGUGCGGAACAGUGAGAUGAAAAGAGAUGCCCGUUUGUCCGCUAUGCGUGUGUGUGUGUGCAGCUGCGGCCGUAGCAGCUGUUAGUAUGUGUGUGUACCGAAAAUGCAAGAGUUUGGGCUGCAAAAACCACAACAAAAAUAAAAACAAACAAGGCUAAAAGUUAAUGUUUUUAUCCGUCUGGGAUUAAUAUCUAUUUAUAUAUUGCGAAAUGCCCGAAAAUUCGAACAAAAGCAAAGAACUCGUUACGCUGCAUUUGGAUUUCUUGGAGGCAUCUGAAAAAUCGAUUGACCGCAGCAAAACUGGGGACCACAAAAUAAUGGAGGAUUUUGAGUCCUUGGAAGGAGCCGAACUGGUCGGUAAAUCAACCAAAGAUGGCGAGAUAAGGGCCCAUUUCCAGUGAGCUCCAGCUAGUUGUUUGAUUCCGGAAGACGAUAACGAGUCGCAAAAAUGUCGAAAAUGAGGGGUCGCAUUCUGAUCCCCCUGCCGAACACUGGAGCAAUGGGACGCAAGCGCAACAACUUCUACAUGCGGAGUUUGUUCCUGCUGGCCCUCUGCAUCUUUGGUCUGCUGCAGUACCACAAUUUUAACUACUUGGACUCGCGGGACAACGUUUUGGGCGAUGCGGUCACCAAUGACUCGGAUGAUGCCAUUUUGGCCAUGGUGCCCGCCACUCUUCACAAAUAUCUGACGCCCCAUUCCCGUAAUCACACCACUUCGGGUGCAGGAGUUAUUUCCGGAGGGGCCCUGCUGCUGAAUGCAAGUAGUUCGGGAGCUGCUACUGCCACCACAAUCAGCUUUGAUGUCUAUCAUCCUCCGAAUAUUACGGAGAUAAAGCGUCAGAUCGUGAGGUACAACGAUAUGCAGUCGGUGCUAAAUGAGGAUGUGUUCGGGCCCCUGCAAAACGACUCUGUGAUAAUUGUUGUCCAGGUGCAUACGAGGAUAACCUAUUUGCGCCACUUGAUUGUAAGUCUGGCGCAGGCUAGAGAUAUUUCCAAGGUGCUACUGGUGUUCUCGCAUGACUAUUACGACGACGACAUCAACGACCUGGUUCAGCAGAUCGAUUUCUGCAAGGUGAUGCAGAUUUUCUAUCCGUACUCCAUACAGACACAUCCUAACGAGUAUCCUGGCGUGGAUCCGAACGACUGCCCGAGGAACAUUAAAAAGGAGCAGGCUCUUAUUACCAACUGCAACAAUGCCAUGUACCCCGAUCUCUAUGGCCACUAUCGGGAGGCAAAGUUUACGCAGACAAAGCACCACUGGAUUUGGAAAGCGAACCGAGUGUUCAAUGAACUCGAGGUGACCCGCUAUCAUACAGGCUUGGUCUUAUUCCUCGAGGAAGACCACUAUGUGGCCGAAGACUUCUUAUACCUGCUGGCCAUGAUGCAGCAACGAACCAAAGACUUGUGCCCCCAGUGCAACGUGCUAUCCCUGGGCACCUAUCUCAAGACCUUCAACUACUACACGUACCACAGCAAGACUAACAAGAAAUCCUAUGCUUCCUCGCUGAUCUCGACAAACAGUCUAUUAGGAUACAAUAGGAAUAAAAAUAGAAACUCUGUGCAAUUAGCUGUGUCGUCCUCCUAUUCCUCCUCAUCAUCUGCGCAAUCACCACCGUCAUCCAAAGUCUAUGUGGGCGACACCGCUGACAACCAGAGAGCCAGUGAUACCAGUAACAAGCGGGGCAACCUCAUCAACACUGUCACCGCCACCGCCGCCACAUCCGACACCACCAAUAAUAACGAGCAAAGUAGCCAUAGCAGCAGCAAAAAUGGUGCACAAACAUGGAACUAUCAUGUCCUGCCGUCAUUGUAUUCCGUCUAUCAGAAGGUGGAGGUUAUGCCCUGGGUCAGUAGCAAGCACAACAUGGGCUUCGCCUUUAAUCGCACCACCUGGUCGCAUAUCCGGAAGUGUGCCCGCCAUUUUUGCACCUACGAUGAUUACAACUGGGAUUGGUCUCUGCAACAUGUUUCCCAGCAAUGUCUGAAGCGAAAACUCCACGCGAUGAUCGUCAAAGGUCCGCGGGUAUUUCACAUCGGAGAAUGUGGCGUUCACCACAAGAACAAGAACUGCGAGUCCAACCAGGUGAUCUCAAAGGUGCAGCACGUCCUGCGGAUCGCCAAGAACUCGCACCAGCUCUUCCCGCGUUCCCUUACCUUAACCGUGCCCAGUUUAAUGAAAAAGUCGAAACUACGGAAGGGCAACGGAGGAUGGGGCGAUCUGCGGGAUCAUGAGCUGUGCCUAAACAUGACGCUGCCCACAAGGUAAAAGGCCAGGAAAGCCAGUACCCAGAACAUAAACCGCCAAAGGAGGCGAAACCGGAAACGGAAACCAAUCACGCAGUCAGUAGGAAGCCAGGAAGCCUAGCUCAUAGCAUUAUCUAAGUAGGAAUAUUAAGCAGUAGCCUUAAACACUGUAAACGAACAUUCAGCAAGUACUCCGUAUCAGCUAACUAACCGAAAAUUAUCGAAGCCAGAAGCCCAAAGACCCUCGCCUUGGGCGCUGCACAACUCAUACUAUAAGUAAUGCUCUAGUCACAUUGAUACAAAUAUAACGCCGUGUUGUAAUCUCCUACCUUGAACCGUUUGCCCUUCAGCUCGUCGAUAAUCACUUUGUAUUCUUUAGGCUCCGUCCAGAUUCAAAGAUCGUCAGAGGUUCGGGCGACGGGGUAGUAAUCCUUAUAACUGAAACUAAUCCUACGAAUACUAAAGAAUAACUAUAUUUAAAUCGUAUCCCCAGAUUGUGCCGAAGCCGUUUUGUAAACGGUCACGUAACUCGAGUCUAGAGGCAGCAAAUCGCAUAAACUAGUCAUAGCAAUGUACCACAUGCACAUGCAUUAACACAUAGAUAAAACUUUUGAUAUAUCCUAAAGUCCUACAUUUUAAGCCUGUAAAUAGAUGAAUUGCGUUGUAUACAUUUCAUAAGGUCUUUUUAUGAUGUAAACGCGGAGUGUAAUUUGUUAUUUUUUAAUCGUUAGUCCAAACCGCUUUUAUGUAUUAGGAAUUUUGAUUAAUUAAACGAAUAAUCUUAGUAAAUAAACGCCAAGAAAAUGCUCUA